Messenger RNA from Cucurbita maxima (winter squash), 1394 nucleotides. Its product is annotated as zinc finger protein CONSTANS-LIKE 16-like. The coding region runs from base 115 to 1251 and encodes 378 amino acids. Lineage: Eukaryota; Viridiplantae; Streptophyta; Magnoliopsida; Cucurbitales; Cucurbitaceae. The transcript has 2 exons. Gene Ontology annotation, biological process: regulation of DNA-templated transcription. The record is from RefSeq and is a predicted model, not a curated record. Gene Ontology annotation, molecular function: zinc ion binding; protein binding. Gene Ontology annotation, cellular component: nucleus.
AAACUGGGUCGUGAUUAGAGUUGUUUCCUUCCCCCAUGCACCCACCCACCUACUUUUCCUCUCAUUUCUCCACUCCCCUUUGAGUGUUAUCCCAAAUUGAAACUGCUUCAAAACAUGUUAACCAAAAACAUAGCCAACGCAGUGGGCGGCAAGACCGCUAGAGCCUGCGACAGUUGCGUCCGUAAGCGUGCCCGUUGGUACUGCGCCGCAGACGACGCUUUCCUCUGCCAAUCCUGCGACUCCGCCGUCCACUCUGCCAACCCUCUUGCUCGCCGCCAUCAACGCCUCCGCCUCAACACCGCCUCCUCAAAACCCCCUUCUCCGUCCUGGGUAUCCGGGUUCACCCGGAAGCCACGCACCCCGCGCCCACGGCGUAAGUCCGACGAUGUUGUCCCCCUUCUGUCCAACCCCUCGUUCUCCCUGGUGCCAGAGGCGGACGACGGCACCUGGGUUGAAGAGAAUGAAGAGGAUCAUCUGUUGUAUAGAGUCCCCACGUUUGAGCCGUUUGUUGAGGAAACCCAAUCCUCCAAAUCGAUGGGUGAUGAGGCAGGGAAUUUUCAUGGGUUCCUCCCCUCCGAUUUGGAUCUGGAAGAGUUUGCAGCCGACGUGGAGAGCUUGCUGGGGAGGAAUUUAGAGAGCGAGUGCUUUGACAUGGAGGGGCUGGGUAUUGGGCUGAGCAUAGAAAAAGAUGACACGUCAACCCGGAGAGUUAAGGGGGAGGAAGAUGGUGAAGAAGCCGACAGAGGAAAUUGUAGAUUCGAGAAUGAAUUGGAGGCUGAGGUGGAUCUGAUGAGAGAACCAUUCGAAUUGAACUUCGAGGAGUACGAGCAGGAAUUGAAGAUGGUGGGAGUGAAGAAUGAAAGAGAAGAGGAGGAUUGUAAAGUGGAAGAAGAUAAAGUGAAGAAGAAGAGAAAAGUGGGGUUGCAAUUGGACUGUGACGCAGUGAUUGCAGCCUGGGGUAACGAUAAGUCUCCAUGGACGACCGGAGAACGCCCGGAUUUCGAGCCGGACAGCUCGUGGCCCCACUGCAUGGCGAUAUGUGGAGUGAGAUGUGGGGAAUAUGGGGGGGGGAGGGACGGGGGGAGGGAGGCGAGGGUGUCGCGGUACAGGGAGAAGCGGCGGACGAGGUUGUUUUCGAAGAAAAUAAGGUACGAAGUAAGGAAACUGAAUGCAGAGAAGAGGCCCAGAAUGAAAGGGAGGUUCGUCAAGAGAACGGGGUUCCCACAAUCCACCCUUCCAAUUACUAAUUAGUAUCAACUCAAAAUAAUACCAAAUUCAGUAACCAACUUUCAUGUACAUUAUUAUUAAGCUUACAGUUUUGUGAGGAAUAAAUGAGCUUACAAGAAUUAGUUUUCUUGGUGAUUCAGAUUAUACCAAUCCAAAGAAUUCAAGUA